GCUGUUACUGGGUUACGCCGGCUCGCGGGGCAGCGGUUGAGGCCUGUGUUUGCGUGUGCUCGCGCCUGUGAAAUAACUCGUAAUUUUAAAUCAGAACCAAAGGGAAACACUGAGGGGUCGGAAGGAAGGAAAUAUUGUAGGUAAAGACCAAACGGCUUGUUAAAAUGGCGGAGGGAGCCGAACGAGCUGAUGGCAGGAUUGUGAAAAUGGAGAUGGAUUAUAGCUCCACGGUAGACCAGCAGCUGCCGGAGUGCCAGAAGAUGGCUCAAGAUGGAAGAUUACAGGAAGGCAUUGAUAACCUAUUGUCUUUGGAAAAGCAGACCCGAACAGCUUCUGAUAUGGCAUCCACGUCUAGAAUCUUGGUUGCCAUAGUUAAGAUGUGUUAUGAUGCAAAAGACUGGGAUGCAUUGAAUGAAAAUAUUGUACUUUUGUCUAAAAGAAGAAGUCAACUAAAACAGGCAGUUACAAAAAUGGUCCAAGAGUGUUGUGCAUAUGUUAGUCAGAUCACUGACCUGCCAAUCAAAUUGAGGUUGAUUGACACACUGCGUACCGUUACUGCUGGGAAGAUUUAUGUGGAAAUUGAACGUGCUCGUUUAACCAAACACUUGGCGAUGAUAAAGGAGGAAGCUGGGGAGCUGAAAGAAGCUGCUGCUAUUUUGCAAGAGCUUCAGGUCGAAACAUACGGGUCCAUGGAUAAGAAAGAGAAGGUUGAAUUCAUCUUGGAGCAAAUGAGACUUUGUUUGGCUGUAAAGGAUUAUAUUCGAACCCAAAUCAUCAGCAAAAAAAUAAACACAAAAUUCUUCCAAGGGGAAAAUACUGAGGAACUGAAGUUAAAAUACUACAACCUAAUGAUUCAAGUUGAUCAACAUGAGGGAUCCUAUCUGUCUAUCUGCAAGCAUUAUCGUGCCAUCUAUGACACACCUUGUAUACAGUCUGAGAGUACAAAAUGGCAACAGGCUUUGAAGAGUGUCGUUUUGUACGCAAUCCUGGCACCCUAUGAUAAUGAGCAAUCUGACCUCGUUCACAGAAUUAGUCUGGACAAAAAACUUGAAGAGAUUCCAAAGUACAGAGAUCUGCUGAAACUGUUUACCACAAUGGAACUUAUGCGUUGGAGCUCGCUGGAAGAGGAUUAUGGCAAGGAAUUGAGGGAAGAGUUACCUGAAAAUGUUUGCACAGAUGUUUUUUCUAGCACAGAAGAGGGAAAUAAGAGAUGGAAGGAUCUAAAAAACCGUGUAGUGGAGCAUAAUAUUCGAAUAAUGGCAAAAUAUUACACAAGAAUCACAAUGAAAAGAAUGGCAGAGCUUCUUGAUCUUUCAGUUGAUGAAUCAGAGGAGUUUCUUUCUAAUCUGGUGGUAAACAAGACCAUUUUUGCAAAAGUAGAUAGGCUAGCAGGAAUCAUCAAUUUCCAGAGACCCAAGGACCCCAAUGACAUACUCAAUGACUGGUCUCACAAACUGAACUCUCUGAUGGGACUUGUGAACAAAACCACACAUCUCAUAGCCAAGGAGGAGAUGAUUCACAACCUCCAAUAGAGGAUAAGAGUUUGUGUGUCUUUUGAAAAGACAUUUUAAGAUCUAAAAUAAUCCUUCUGAACCAUGCAAAAAAAAUGUAUUUUUUUUUGUGCUGAACCAGAAACAGCUUCUGAUUUGUCUAGUGCAUGGUCUCCACAUGGUUAGAUAUUGAAGAAUGGGAAUUCACAGUAUGGUUGAUUUGCCUCUUUUUAAAAAUAGUACAACCUGGAAUUUGAAUUAAGUGGAAUGUUUGUAUUUUGUGAUGUGUAUUGUAAAUGGAAUAAACCAUACUAUCAAAACAUUGUCACCAGGGUGACUUUCAAUUGAAGAUUUCCAUGAUUUUGUUUUUUUUGAUGUGUUUAUUAAAUAAAAUUUAAUGUUUCAAAUUUCCUUUCCAAUAAUUGCAGCAUUCUACUGCAAUUCCAUUAUAUGAUUCCAUUUACAGUACAGUGCAUAUAAAAUUUAAAAAAAAUAGUGGAGAAGUGUAGAGAAGUUCAAUGUACUUUUCCCUCUUUCCUCUCAUGAAGCAUGGUUUGCCACUGCACUUGAUGUUUUAAGUUAUGUAGUCAUCACUAACACCGCUGAUUUAACUGUUUGGUCAUAUUUGUUUAACAACACCCUUGCUUCCCCUCUGUUGAGUAUUUAUAAUGGCAUUAUAUUGAAAGUAUUACAACAAACUUUCUGACAUAACAUAAUUGUUUAUGGUUUCCCCAUUGAGAAACCUAUAAAAUUUUCUCAAACAUCAGUCCUGAUGAUCCAGUUUCUUUCAUAAUUCCCAAACAUAGCAUUAUCAGAGGAGGAUCUAUUAUAAAUCAGGUUUAUAUCAUUAAUCUUGUAAUAAUCAACUUGACAUCAAGAAAUUUCACAGAAUGAUUCUUCUUCAUUAAAGGUGAAGCACACAAUAUUUAAACUGUUAAGCUUUUUUAUUUUUAUCUCAGCAAAUAAAUAUUCCCAACAACGUUGUUAAUCUAAUUCUGCUGUUUAAGAUCGCCAAUGUACAACAAUCCCUUAAGUUUGGCCAGAACCAUCUUUUUCAUUACCUUCAAUUUGUUUUCUUUAAAUAAUAGUUAUGUUCUCUGCUGUAACUGAGGUUAUUGCAUUCAGGUUUGCCUCACUUAUUUUCAAAUGUUUAAAACAAAAAAAGACAAAACUUUAGAGAUGCAUUAUUAUCAAAUUAGCUUAGAAUGUGAAGGUUGCCACCACAUGAAACUAUUGAGGCAAAUAGCAUAAAUACAUUCCUGUUUCAGGAUUUGGAUAAUGUGAUUAGAUAGAUAGAUGGAAAGAGGCUAGUGUGGAGCAGAAAUAUUGCCAUGGACAGAAUGAAUACAACAUAUAAACAGUGUCAUUGUACUUUGGCAGUUUAUUCACACAUUCCACAGUGAGUAUGUUGGUGCAAAUGUGCUGAUUGGCCUCUGUCUGCUGAUGGUGGUGGAGGGGGAGGUGACAUGACUGACUUAAACAAAAUCUAAUCCAAUCCUCAAUUUUAAAUCAGCUUUCUGGGGGUCUGUAAUUUAGAAUCUCUUCAGUGUGCAAAGAGGCCAUUCAGACCAUCAAGUCUGCAUCAACCAUCUGAAAAGCAUUCUCCUACCCCUUACCAUAACUACAAUUAUCAUGCCUAAUUGGUGAAAUCUACACAUCCCUGGACAUUACAGGGAAAUUUAGCAUGGCCAUCCACCUAACCUGCACAUCUUUGGACUAUGAAAAUGUGGAUGUAAAGUCGUUUCCAAGGGAAUUUAUUCCAUUUGGAAGGUAGAUUUUUAACCAAAGUACUAGUGUAACCAAACAUAGCUUACAGAAAAGCAGAAAUAAACAUUUUUGAAUUUUUCA
Messenger RNA from Chiloscyllium plagiosum (whitespotted bambooshark), 3338 nucleotides. It is a transcript of the gene psmd12, whose product is annotated as proteasome 26S subunit, non-ATPase 12. Lineage: Eukaryota; Metazoa; Chordata; Chondrichthyes; Orectolobiformes; Hemiscylliidae. The record is from RefSeq and is a predicted model, not a curated record. Gene Ontology annotation, cellular component: proteasome regulatory particle, lid subcomplex; cytoplasm.